CACACACACCACACUCCUCCAUCACCAGCAGAGUCUGAAUACACAGCGGAGUCCAACAGAGGAGGCGCCGGCCAGGACGAGGACCACACUCGAACCCGGACGCAACCCCCACCGGAGGCUGUGUUUGUUUCUGUGUCAUCCCGGCCUGAGAGAUGAGCCUGAGCGCCAGCGAAUGGGAGGACCUGUUGGAGUCCCUGGAGGACAUCAACUUCCACGACCCCCUCAGCAACAUGUCGUCCAACACCAGCGUGGGCACGGUGCGCUGCACCUCCACGUUCAGCCGCAGCGCCUUGCUCUACUCCAUGUGUGUCCUGUACGUCUUCAUCUUCAUCGUUGGCCUGGCCGCCAACGCCCUGGUCCUCUGGGUCAACGCCAGGGCUCAGAGAGACUCCGCCCCUCGCCACGAGACGCACAUGUACAUCGCCCACUUGGCGGUGGCGGACCUGUGCGUCUGUGCCACGCUCCCCGUGUGGGUUAGCUCGCUGGCCCAGCACGGCCACUGGCCCUUCGGCGAGAUGGCGUGUAAACUCACACACCUGAUAUUCUCCGUGAACCUCUUCAGCAGCAUCUUCUUCUUGGCCUGCAUGAGCGUAGACCGCUACCUGAGCGUGACCUGGCAGGGAGACGGCGAGGUUGGCUCACGCCGGAAGCUGAUUCGCCGCUGCGCAUGUGUUGGGGUGUGGCUCCUGGCUCUGGUCGCUUCGCUGCCAGAUACCUACUUCCUGCGGGCUGUGAGGUCAUCACAGGGGGACACCAUGCUGUGCGGACCCGUGUACCCCGAGCACAACCCGCGGGAAUGGAUGGUGGGGGUGCAGCUGAGCUUCAUCCUGUUGGGCUUUGUCCUCCCGUUCCCGGUCAUCGCUGUCUUCUACGCCUUGCUGGCCAGAGCCCUGACCCCUUCCUCGUCCUCCUCCUCCUCCUCCUCCUCCUGCUCGCCGUCAGUGUUGGAGCAGGAGCGUCACAUGAGCCGCAGGGUGAUCCUGGCCUACAUUGUGGUUUUCCUUGGCUGCUGGGGGCCGUACCAUGGCGUCCUUUUGGCCGAUGCUCUGUCUCAACUGGGCCUGAUGUCUCUGAACUGUAGGCUGGAGAACAUGACCUAUGUGGCCUUGCACCUCACCCAGUGCCUGUCGUUACUCCACUGCUGUUUUAACCCCAUCCUGUACAACUUCCUCAACCGGAACUACCGCUACGACCUCAUGAAGGCCUUCAUUUUUAAGUACUCCACAAGGACGGGCCUGGCCCGCCUCAUAGAGGCCUCCCAUGUGUCUGAGGCGGAGUACUCUGCCGUGGCCCUCGAUAACCCACCGCUGAUCUGAAAGUGAGCACACCCAAACAGACGUUUGGUGAACCCGAAAAACGACGGCAUAAUUUAACCGAUUUUCAGACCAACUGUCAGCUCUCGCUCUCGCUCUCUCUCUGUAUGUGUAUAUCUAUAUAUAUAUAUAUAUUUCCUUUUUUUUUGGAUUUGUCCCCCUUUUUCUCUCCAAUUGCACCUGGCCAAUUACCCCACUCUUCAGAGCCGUCCCGGUCACUGCUCCACCCCCUCUGCCGGUCCGGGCAGGGCUGCGGACUACCACAUGCCUCCUCCAGUACAUGUGGAGUCACCAGCCGCUUCUUUUCACCUGACAGUGAAGCGUUUCGCCAGGGGGACGUAGCGCGUGGGAGGAUCACCCCCCCCCCCGAACAGGCGCCCCGACCGACCAGAGGAGGCGCUAGUGCAGCCCCCCAGGACACAUACCCACAUCCGGCUUCCCACCCGCAGACACGGCCAAUUGUAUCUGUAGGGACCAACACGGGGAUUCGAACCAGCGAUCCCCGUGUUGGUAGGCAACGGAACCGACCGCCCCGCCACCCGGACGCAGCUCAAUAUAUUUCUGAGACCUUCUUCACAGCUGAAUGUGGACUUGGAACAACGCAGAGGCGAUGACAUAAGAGAGACAUAAGAGAGACAU
This is a messenger RNA of Lampris incognitus (smalleye Pacific opah), 1952 nucleotides long. RefSeq names its product atypical chemokine receptor 3-like. The record is from RefSeq and is a predicted model, not a curated record. Gene Ontology annotation, biological process: G protein-coupled receptor signaling pathway; vasculogenesis; chemotaxis. NCBI's taxonomy places the organism in Eukaryota, Metazoa, Chordata, Actinopteri, Lampriformes, Lampridae. Gene Ontology annotation, molecular function: chemokine binding; coreceptor activity; G protein-coupled receptor activity. Gene Ontology annotation, cellular component: membrane. The coding region runs from base 153 to 1316 and encodes 387 amino acids. The transcript has 2 exons.